GCCUGGAAUUGGCCAGGUUAGCUGGAAGGGCAGCCCUCCAGGCCCUGCCCACCACACAGUGGGCUUUUUAUGCACAGGGGGCGUCUCCUUGUGGCCAUAGAAACAGAGCUGGCUCUUUUCAACAGAGCUCUGAGGACGGUUAUUUAACGCUGGCCCCUGAGGAUCUGCCACACAGACCUUCCUCCUUCCGGAACGUCCAAGGGCACUGGAUCCUCUGUGUCCCUCUGAGAUGGGGUGCCAUGCCAGCAAGACCACCACAGUGGCAGCUGAGUCCCAGAAGCCUGGAGAAGAGUGUGAGGGAGGAGAGCCAGGUGUGGAAAACAGCACCCAGGCAGCAGACUGCAAGGAUGCCCCACUGAAGGAUGAAACCCCUGAGCCAAAGAGCUGAGAUGCGUCUCUCCAGAGUCAGACCCUCACCUCCUUCCUGGAACUGCCUUUGGCCCGUGAACCUGAGACAAUCCCCACCCUGAGAAGCUCUGAUCACUGGGAGGAGAGAGAAAGCCUCCAGCUUUGCUCUCCUACAGAGAGGACAAAAGAAGUCUUCACACACUGUGGAACUUUCCUGCAACUUCUGGAUGCAGACCAGCCUCAGAGCAGACUGUUCUGGCUCCAGGGAAUAUCUGCUGUCAGGCUGUGAGAGUGAUCCCUGCCUGCCUGGCUUUCCUGAAGUCAGAAGGCACCUUGGUUGUAAUGUAUGGGGUGUGUGGAUGUCAGUUUGCUGUUUCUUUCUCCUUUUUGCAACAGCUGGCGGAGUAGCCAACACCCCUGACGGCAACAUGUUGCGCUUGGCUCACUCCACAUCCUCUCUAUGAAUAAUUUAAUAUCUAACUUCAAAUGUUGUUAAGGAACUAUGGAAAAUAUCAGGAUCUGACUGGGAUCCCGUAAAUGGAAGGUAAAAGACCUCCAAUAAGUGGGACAUAGAGCCCUGGUGGGAAGGAAAGCAGAGAGAUUUGUGUUCCCGGCUCCUUAAUUCCCCGGAAAAAGGUCCCUCUGCUAACAUGCAUUUAUCUCUUCAUAGCCAAAGUGUCCAUUUCAGCCCUCUAGCAUCUGAGCUAUCUGCAUCCAGCUCUCAAAAAUAUUUCGCUGUUUACUAA
Callithrix jacchus (white-tufted-ear marmoset) is the source of this 1094-nucleotide messenger RNA. RefSeq names its product CHD9 neighbor (gene CHD9NB). The record is from RefSeq and is a predicted model, not a curated record. NCBI's taxonomy places the organism in Eukaryota, Metazoa, Chordata, Mammalia, Primates, Cebidae.